CCCUGCAGACUUUGAAAGUGAGAGCACUUCCUCAUAGACGUUGGAUGUGGGAGGACUGCAUUCAGUCUGGUUCCUGGUUGCCGGCUGAAAUAACCUGCUCUCCAAAAUGUCCACCAAGGUGACUUAAGUCAGGUUCCCCCAAACCAGAAACCAAGACAAGAAUCCAUGUAUGAGAAACUGAAGAAAGUGCUGGGAGAGCCCCAGCUGCAGCCUGGAUGUGAACUGCAACUCUGAAGUGCGUCCAGACGCAAGGCAAGGGCACUAGGCUUUUCAGACCUCCUACUAAGUCAUUGAUCCAGCACUGCCCUGGCAGGACAUAAAUCCCUGGCACUUCUAGCUCUCUGCAAAGGAGGGCAAAGCAGCUUCAGGAGCCCUUGGGAGUGCUCCAAAGGGAGUCUAGGGUACAGGUCCUAAAGUAGAAGAACACAGAAGGCUGGCCAGGGGCACUGCGAGAUGGUAAAAGAGAUCUGAAGGGAUCUAGAAUUCAAGCCAGGAAGAAGCAGCAUUCUGUCUUCUGGAUUAAAACUGAAGCUCAACCUACUUUCAGCUUACUAAGAAAGGGGAUCAUGGACAUUGAAGCAUAUCUUGAAAGAAUUGGCUAUAAGAAGUCCAGGAACAGAUUGGACUUGGAAACAUUAACUGACAUUCUUCAGCACCAGAUCCGAGCUGUUCCCUUUGAGAACCUUAACAUCCAUUGUGGGGAAGCUAUGGACUUAGGCUUAGAGGCCAUUUUUGAUCAAGUCGUGAGAAGAAAUCGAGGUGGGUGGUGUCUCCAGGUCAAUCAUCUUCUGUACUGGGCUCUGACCACUAUGGGUUUUGAGACCACGAUGUUGGGAGGGUAUGUUUACAGCACUCCAGCCAAAAAGUACAGCACUGGCAUGAUUCACCUUCUCCUGCAGGUGACCAUUGAUGGCAGGAAGUACAUUGUCGAUGCUGGGUUUGGACGCUCAUACCAGAUGUGGCAGCCUUUGGAGUUAAUUUCUGGGAAGGAUCAACCUCAGGUGCCUUGCAUCUUCCGCUUGACGGAAGAGAAUGGAUUCUGGUAUCUAGACCAAAUCAGAAGAGACCAGUACAUUCCAAAUGAAGAAUUUCUUAAUUCUGAUCUCCUAGAAGACAGCAAAUACCGAAAAAUCUACUCCUUUACUCUCGAGCCUCGAACAAUCGAAGAUUUUGAGUCUAUGAAUACAUACCUGCAGACUUCUCCAGCAUCUGUGUUUACUAGCAAAUCAUUUUGUUCUUUGCAGACCCCAGAUGGGGUUCACUGUUUAGUGGGCUGCACCCUCACCUAUAGGAGAUUCAAUUACAAGGACAAUACAGAUCUGAUAGAGUUCAAGACUCUGAAUGAGGAACAAAUAGAAAAAGUGCUGAAAAAUAUAUUUAAUAUUUCCUUGGAGAGAAAGCUUGUGCCCAAACAUGGUGAUAGAUUUUUUACUAUUUAGAAUAAGGAGUAGGCUGGGCACAGUGGCUCACGCCUGUAAUCCCAGCACUUUGGGGGGCCGAGGUGGGCGGAUCACGAGGUCAAGAGAUCGAGACCAUCCUGGCUAACAUGGUGAAACCCCGUCUCUACUA
Molecule: messenger RNA, 1569 nt
Organism: Chlorocebus sabaeus (green monkey)
Lineage: Eukaryota; Metazoa; Chordata; Mammalia; Primates; Cercopithecidae
Product: arylamine N-acetyltransferase 1
Molecular function (GO): arylamine N-acetyltransferase activity
Source: RefSeq, a predicted model, not a curated record